AUGGAAAGUGACUGUGGCUCUACUAAGAACUUACUCACAACAAUGGCACAUAUUUCUAUGUUCUGCAUCAUCAUUGCUUGCGUCCUUCUUCCAAACCUCGUCGAAAUGAAGCCUUAUAAGAAAUCUGAGAAACUUCCAUUACAUAUCGAUGCAGAUGGAUCUUGGAAUAUCAAGUAUGGAGGACUGACAGUGGGGAAGAACGAGAAGGGAGUUGUCAAGGUGGGGUCUGGUCUGUGUGUGACAACCUUCGAUCUGUCGAAACCGACUACUGCGGAGUUGUCUUCGAAGAAGGGAUCUCGACAGGUGGACACUGUCUGCAAACGUCCUGAUCUGAAGAAGGUGGGUAAGAAGAUUCAAAGUUUGAAGAAGGAUAUCAAGGAGGCGAAGGAGGCGAAGACAAAGAAGGCUUAGAUGUGUUGUAUGGAGGAAAUUGAGUGAUUUGUUUACUAGACACAGUCGCAUAUACAAAUACUCAAUAAAUGAAUGAUAAAUAAAUUCGGAU
Messenger RNA from Trichobilharzia regenti, 502 nucleotides. The record is from the annotation of a GenBank genome assembly. NCBI's taxonomy places the organism in Eukaryota, Metazoa, Platyhelminthes, Trematoda, Strigeidida, Schistosomatidae.